AUGAAGUUAACACAAUCGGUUAUCAAAUCCUUUAAGCCCGUCAAAUAUUUUAAAGAAAAUCUUGACAAAAUAAAUUCACUCAGUUAUACUGAUAGUGGUGAAUUUAUUAUCUCCAGUAGCGACGAUGAGCAGAUGAUAAUAUAUGAUUGUACAUCCGGCACGCCUAAGCGUACUCUGAACAGCAAGAAGUAUGGCGUGAACCUAAUCCAGUUCACUCACAGUCCCACUACAGCCAUACACGCAUCCACUAAAGUCGAUGACACCAUCCGUUACUUGUCCCUCCAUGACAACAAGUAUAUCCGCUACUUCCAGAGCCACACUAAGCGCGUUGUCUGCCUGUGCAUGUCACCUAUCGACGACGCCUUCCUCUCAGGAGCCCUGGACCGUACCGUUAGACUGUGGGACUUGCGAUCCCAGAAUUGUCACGGUGUGAUGCAUGUGGCCGGGAGACCGACUGCUGCUUUCGAUCCCGAGGGACUCAUCUUCGCCGCGGGUAUCAACUCCGAGUGUGUCAAGCUCUACGAUCUCCGCUCCUUCGACAAGGGUCCUUUCGCCACAUUCAAGUUGGCCGUGGACGUUCCGGGCUGCGAGUGGACCGGUCUCAAAUUUUCGCCCGACGGGAAAACUCUUCUGAUAACCACAAAUGGCAACAAUCUCUGGCUCAUGGAUGCCUUUUCGGGAGCCCAUUUGCACACAUUUACAGUGAGUGCCUGCUGCAGUGUCAAUUUAACUCAACACAUUGUGUUUUAA
Dibothriocephalus latus is the source of this 750-nucleotide messenger RNA. The record is from the annotation of a GenBank genome assembly. NCBI's taxonomy places the organism in Eukaryota, Metazoa, Platyhelminthes, Cestoda, Diphyllobothriidea, Diphyllobothriidae.